Staurois parvus is the source of this 586-nucleotide messenger RNA. The record is from the annotation of a GenBank genome assembly. NCBI's taxonomy places the organism in Eukaryota, Metazoa, Chordata, Amphibia, Anura, Ranidae.
GCGGAUCCUGACAAUCAUGUUCUAGAAUUCAGGGAGUUUAUAGGAACUGAAGGAAUUACAGAUUAAGGGAAUAGGAACCCUGAAUAGUCUAUUGGGGGUCACUAGGAAUUGUCCCUUACAUUGGGGGUCAGUGGAAAGAAUGUUCCUUACAUCGGUGGUCAGUGGGAAGAAUGUCCCUUACAUUGGUGGUCAGUGGGAAGAAUGUCCCUUACAUUGGUGGUCAGUGGGAAGAAUGUCCCUUACAUUGGUGAUCAGUGGGAAGAAUGUCCCCCUUACAUUGGGGGUCAGUGGGAAGAAUGUCCCUUACAUUGGGGGUCAGUGGGAAGAAUGCCCCUUACAUUGGGGAUCAGUGGGAAGAAUGUCCCUUACAUUGGUGUCAGUGGGAAGAAUGUUCCUUACAUUGGGAGUCAGUGGGAAGAAUGUCCCUUACAUGGUGGUGGUCAGUGGGAAGAAUGUCCCUUACAUUGGAGGUCAGUGGGAAGAAUGUCCCUUACAUUGGGGGUCAGUGGGAAGAAUGUCCCUUACAUUGGGGGUCAGUGGGAAGAAUGUCCCUUACAUUGGUGGUCAGUGGGAAGAAUGUCCCUUA